Messenger RNA from Seriola dumerili (greater amberjack), 4238 nucleotides. RefSeq names its product timeless circadian regulator (gene timeless). Gene Ontology annotation, biological process: replication fork arrest; DNA repair; DNA replication checkpoint signaling. The coding region runs from base 27 to 3794 and encodes 1255 amino acids. Gene Ontology annotation, molecular function: DNA binding. Lineage: Eukaryota; Metazoa; Chordata; Actinopteri; Carangiformes; Carangidae. The transcript is spliced from 29 exons. Gene Ontology annotation, cellular component: replication fork protection complex. The record is from RefSeq and is a predicted model, not a curated record.
UUAGCCUUCAUGCUGGCUGAUCGUGAAUGGACUUACUCAGGAUGAAUUGUGAACUUCUCGCAACUUGCAGUGCUCUUGGCUAUCUGGAGGGAGACACCUAUCACAAGGAAAUAGAUUGUUUGGAGAGUGUGAAAGACUUGAUCAGGUAUUUACGCCAUGAAGAUGACACCCGCGAUGUCCGUCAGCAGCUGGGUGCAGGCCAGAUUGUACAGAAUGACCUUCUACCUAUUAUCAUUCAACAUGGAGAAGAUAAAGGCUUAUUUGAUGCCUGCAUCAGGCUCAUGGUCAAUCUCACCCAGCCUGCCAUGCUCUGCUUUGGUAAGGUCCCUGAUGACCCAGUGUUUAGACAUCACUUUUUGCAAGUGACAUCUCAUUUACAAGCCUAUAAAGAGGCAUUUGCCAGUGAAAAGGUGUUUGGCAUUUUAAGUGAGACAUUGUAUAACCUUCUGCAACUGGACUGGGAGCAGAGACAGGAGGAAGAUAACCUGCUAAUAGAGAGGAUCCUGCUGCUGGUCAGGAAUGUACUUCAUGUACCUGCAGACCCCUGUGAAGAGAAGAAAGUGGAUGAUGAUGCCAGCAUCCAUGACAGGCUGCUGUGGGCCAUUCACAUGAGCGGUUUUGAUGACCUGGUCAAGUUCCUGGCGUCGGCCCAGAGUGAGCAGCAGUGGAGUAUGCACGUGUUGGAAAUUAUCUCCCUCAUGUUCAGAGAUCAGACGCCAGAGGCUUUGGUGAGCGCUGGUCAGGCUCGUUCAGCAGAGGAGAAGCAAAGAGACUCUCAGGAGCUGGAGGCACUGAGGCAGAGGGAGCAGGCAGCGAAACGUUCUCGCACAUUACAAAGAGGAACCAGGCACUCUCGCUUCGGAGGGUCGUAUGUAGUUCAAGGUCUCAAGUCAAUCGGAGACAACGAUGUGAUCUAUCACAGAAAUCUUCAUAAUUUCAAAAAUUACACUCAUGACACAGGCAAAACAGUGAGACGUGUUCCCAAGAGGAACCGACAGGCCAAGGAAUGUAAGGACAAACGCCGUUCAGCCUUAAAUGUGCGACUCUUCCUGCGAGAGUUUUGUUUGGACUUCUUGGAGAACUGCUACAAUCAUCUCAUGUACCUGGUCAAGGAAAGUCUGAUUCGAGAGCAUACUCAGGAACAUGAUGAAAGCUAUUACCUCUGGGCGCUCAGCUUUUUCAUGGCCUUCAACCGUGGCAACGGUUUCCGUGCUGACUUAGUUUCUGAGACCAUGUCCAUCCGUGCUUUUCAUUUCAUUGAGCGCAACAUCACCAACUACUACGAGAUGAUGCUUACUGACCGCAAAGAGGCAACGUCCUGGUCCCGCAGGAUGCACUUGGCUCUAAAGGCAUAUCAAGAGCUUCUGCUCACUGUGAAUGAGAUGGACCGCUCACAGGACGAAAGCAUCCGACAGAGUUGUAACGUUAUUAAAAGCAACAUAUUCUACCUGAUGGAAUACAGGGAGAUUUUCCUGACGUUGCUGCGGAAGUUUGACGAAACCAGGCAGCCUCACUCUUACCUCAAAGACUUGGUGGAGUCAACUCAUCUCUUCUUGCGCAUGUUAGAACGCUUCUGCAAAGGUCGCAAAAACUUGAUGGUUCAGAGGAAGAAGGUGAGACGGAAGAAGUCUCGAGGUGAAAAAAAUCCACCAUCUGUAGAAACUAGUCCCGAAGCCCUGGCGGAGACCUGGAAGAUUGUGGAGGAAGAAAUGAAGACUUCAGGGUUUCAGUUGUCAGAGUCUUUAACUGAAAGUAUUGUGCCAUUCGAUGCCACAUCUGAAACUCCUCUUGAGGAGCAGCGGACUGAGGCUAUGGUGCGAGUGCAGGAUGCCCUGCUGGCUCGACUGGGACCAGAAGCACUGGGACUGCUGCGUGCUGCCAGGGAGGUGUGGCCAGAGGGAGAUGUGUUUGGUUCAGCUGAUGUGGAACCUGAAGAGGAACUGGAACUCCUCAAGCAGAUCCUGCACGCCAACCUGCCAAGGUCCUCUCCUCCUGAGCCUGUGGUUGAGGAGGAUGAUGAUGGAUUAGAGUUAGAAGAAGAAGAGUUGGAGUCUGUCCAGGUUUCUGAAACGGAGUUCAACUUCCUAGACUUUGUCAAGAGGUUUGCCAGCCCCAAUAUUGUGCAUCCCUACCUCCUCCUAUUAAAAACAUACUCAAAAAACACACCUCACACAAACCAUUGUAUCGCUCGAAUGCUGCACCGCCUGGCUGUCGACCUCAAAAUGGAUGCCUUGCUUUUCCAGCUGUCAGUCUUCAACCUUUUCAACAAAAUCCUGAGUGACCCCGCUGCAGCUGCUUACAGGGAACUAGUGACGUUUGCCAAGUAUGUGCUGAACCGUUUCUUUUCACUGGCAGCACAAAACAACAAGGCAUAUGUUGAACUGCUGUUCUGGAAAAAUGUGGGAGCUGUACGUGAGAUGACAGAGGGCUACAGCAAAGAAGGAGAGGGAAAGAAACCAGCAUGGACCGAAGAGGAGGAGGAGGAGUUGCGCAAGCUCUAUGAGGAGCACCGCAAUUCUGAAGUGCCAGAUAUAGUGGAGACUUUGCUGCCAUUACUAAGCAACAGCACCCGCACUCGGCGCCAUGUAGUUACACAGCUGGUGCAUAUGGGUCUGGUGGACAACGCUAAGGAACUGAAGAAACAGAAGAAAGGUACCGGGAUUGUACUUUGGAAGGAGGAGCAAGAGCAGGAGCUGCAGAUGCUGUUUGAGGAGUACAGAGAUUCUGACGAUGUGCUGGGUAAUAUCCUGAAGAAGCUCACAGCCAAGCGGUCCCGUGCACGUGUGGUGGACAAGUUGCUCAGCAUGGGCAUGGUGUCUGAGAGAAGAGAGCUUUAUAAGAAGAGAAGUCGUAAGGCUCAAGGGAAGAGCGCUGGAAAAGGAAUGACUGAAGAAGAGUUCCUAGCAGGACUAACACAAGGUUCCCCAGAUGAUUCCAUGGACAGAGAUGAUGAAGAGGAUGGAGAGGAUGAGUCCGAAGAGAGUGAUGAAGAGGAAGACGAAGAGCACGAGAGGGAAGAAUCGCAAAAAGGUGUAAGGAGGAGCCAAAGCAUGAACUCCACAGUGGAGAGGAGAGCUGAUGUUGGCACCAUGGUGAAUGCUCUGCAACAGGAAGGCAUGUCUGGACCCCUGUUGUGGCUGCAGAAUUGUCUCAACAGAACGGCAAAUGACCGUGAAGAAGAUGGUUUGUCCCAGCCUGUGCCACUGGUCCCCCUGACAGAGGCAAAUGAAGACGCCAUGGACAACAAGAGCUUCCAGAGGCUGUUACGCAAACUGGGGAUGCGAGCACCUGCAAAUGAACAGGAGUCUUUCUGGAGAAUCCCAGCAAAGAUCAGCGCAUCCCAACUCCGGAGUGCAGCUGCAGCUCUUAGUCCGAGAGAGGAUGAACCUAAAGGUGGCGAGGAGCAAGACGGGCCCAGGAGUCCAACUGGAGAACCACAGGAGGAGGCGGAGGAGGAGGAGGGGGAGGUCUCAGGUGAACAGAGGGCUCAGGCUCUUAGAGCUCUGCUGCUCUCACGCAAGAGGAAACACCACGCCUCCGAGCAUACAGCUCCUGUGUCAGAUUUCACCCCCGCUGAGGAUACAGAAGGUACAGCUGGGAGGUCCCAAGGUCCCAAGACUUCAGCUAAAAGAAGCAGAAGCAGAGUGUUGGACGAUGAUGAGGAGGAUGAAGAUGACUCCACCAUUGCGAUGGAUAUGGACGGUGAUGCAGAUUCAGACAGGGAGGAUCCCUCUGCUCCUGUGAAGCGUAGACGGAAGAUGGUCUUAAUUGAUGAAGAGGAAGAUGAGGAUUAGCGAUGGCCUUUAAUGGACUGUAAAAACUACGAUCAGGGGAGACAUAGAAGUCCCUCACUUAUCUCUGAGGUGGACGCAGCUCUCUGGAGGGUCUGCAGUCCAGACAAUGGAAAUGCUAUUAAUGGAAUACCAAACAGCCCAAAGGAAUAGGCCCUUAGACCUGCCCCAAUGUGUGCAUAGAUCCUAUUAAACAAUUUAAUUUUGUUAUCUCUUUGUAAGCAAUUGAUUGGUGCCUUUGUGAAGUUCUGGUAAAUGAGUUCUGAGUGGUCUUCUCUUUUGUAAGUUCUUUUUCUCUAUUGUCUGAGAAAGUUUUGUAACACAGGAUUUCAUUUAUAACUCAACAAUUUUAUCUUAGAUCUAAAAGUUGUUGAAUGUGUACAAAUACUUUUGUACUUGUUAGUCAUUUCCACUUUUGACUUUGGAUUUCACAGUAAAAUACAGACC